This is a messenger RNA of Cercopithifilaria johnstoni, 309 nucleotides long. The record is from the annotation of a GenBank genome assembly. Lineage: Eukaryota; Metazoa; Nematoda; Chromadorea; Rhabditida; Onchocercidae.
AUGGGAAUUGGUGGAACAUUUGCAAAUACUAUUCGUAAAGCAUUGAAUAGUGUGGUACCGAAGAAACUUUGGCCAAAAAUAAAGAAGCGCCUACGAUUUGCUUUCAAUCAGCGAGGCAUUAGGCUGCCAGUGAUGUGCGGUGUCGAACUUGAAAGACCUUCACUAAGUUACAUCGAUCAUGCUAUCAUAAUCGAUACCGAUUUCAGCUAUGAUUUACCGCGGUUCAUCCGGAAAUUUAAAGUGUACAUUAAUGCGGAGAUCGCAAGAGCAAGGAAGAAAGAGCAGAUGGAAGAUGAGGAAGAUUAUUAA